AUGGAGCUCACAGGGGAGGUGACGGGAAAGCGACUGGCUGACCUCUCGAAGCGCCUGGGGCUGCGCCACGUUGUGUUCAGUGGCCUGGAGAACGUGCACCAGCUGACAGGGGGCCGGCUGGAGGUGCUGCACUUCGAUGGCAAAGGUGUGGUGGAGGAGUAUUUCCAGAGAACUGGCGUUCCCACCACGGUCAUCCGGCUGCCGUUCUACUUUGAGAACUUCCUCUCCAUCUUCAAGCCACAGAAGGCCCCACAGGGAGACACCUUUGUCCUGGAGCUGCCCAUGGGGGACACCCCGAUGGACGGGAUGGCCGUGGAGGACGUUGGGGCUGUUGUGGUUUCCCUGCUGAAGUCCCCAGGGCAGUACAUCGGCCAGGUGAUGGGGCUCAGCACCGGCAAGCUCACUGAGGCAGAGUACGCCGCCGUCCUCUCCCAGCAGACGGGCAAGGCUGUGGCAGCCAGCAAGAUCUCACCAGAGGAGUACGAGAAGCGAGACUUCCCUGGGGCCAAGGAGCUGGCUGCCAUGUUCCGCUUCUACGCCCUGAAGCCCGACCGAAACGUGGCCCUGACCAUGAAGCUCAACCCCAAGGCCCGCACCUUCCAGCAGUGGGUGGCAGACAACAAGGCUGCCUUCUGAGCCUCCCCCCUCCCUCCUCUUCCUCCCCAGCUGCUGUGCCAGGUAGGGGAAGCUGCCUGAGGAGGUGAGGUGGCCUGAGCCACGCAGCCUUCCCAGCAGUGCCCCAGGGAGAGGCUGACCCUGCCCCAGCUGGGGAGAGCUUGGUCCAGUGUGCUUGGUCUAUGUGUGAGCUCCUGCAGCUCGGUUUAGACAUCUUAGGCAACUAGAACAGGAGGAAGGGCUGCACAGCACAGGUGGACGGGUGGGAGAAGUGCUGCCUAUGCACACUGUCUUCAGGGUGGUGGUUUUUUAGUAAUUCUGGGUGUUUUAGGGUGGUGGUGGCUCAUUUUCCCAGGAUCGUGCCCUUUCCCAGGCAGCUCUGGGCUUGGUGGGCUAAAGGUGUGUAUCCCUGGGCCCCAAGGCAGUACCUUGGGACACCUUCACAGCAGGUACCCACAGCCAGUGUUGCUGCAGGCUCCUAAGCCAGAAACAGGGAUUUCUCAGUGGACCUGAUUUAGGCACUGCAAGUGAACCAGCAGAGAGCCAGAGCCCUCAAGUCAGACAGCUCUGGGCCUGACCCUUGGGCUCCUGGAGGUAAUUUCCAUCACUUUAGGAUCAUGGAGCUAAUUUCAGUCGCUGUCCCCAGGAGUUGAGUAAAACUCAAAUCUUUCAAGAUGCAGCAGCUUGGAAAUGCCCCUUCCCCUUCACCCUCAUAUGCUCAAGGUACUGCUCAGAUUUGGCAGCUUUUCCUGUGCUUAAAAUCAAUCCCAGCCCCCAGAGAUGCUCAAGCCACCGAACCCUGUCCCUCUUUGUCCCAGAGACCUUCAUUCCUAUUACUGGGGCGGGGAAAGCAGGUGACAGAGCAGGUGGAAGAGUAGACAAGGCAGCAAGGCACAGCACGUGUUAAAUAUCUUUAUGAAGUCCAUCUUAUUUACAUGGAUACAGAAUCACUUUACAGACAGUUUAAUCAGGAGGCAACGCGUGCUUUAUUUCAGCAAAUUAAGAAGGGCAAGACUACAACACGUCCCUGUUUAACUGGUUAUUAGUACGUGGGCUGAUGGUACCUGCACGGUAUCACUAACACAGUAACCAUGGAAUACUCACUGCAAGAGCUCGGCUGCACCUGGAAGGAGUGAUCCACCUCACUUGCACUCUCACACAUGUAAAACAACGAUGCUCUGACCAAUCCUUUACGCUACGGGUGUUGCGCUAAGGUAAUAAAAAGAUUUUUGUCCCAAACUGGC
This is a messenger RNA of Empidonax traillii (willow flycatcher), 1859 nucleotides long. Its product is annotated as nmrA-like family domain-containing protein 1. The coding region runs from base 1 to 636 and encodes 211 amino acids. The transcript has 4 exons. The record is from RefSeq and is a predicted model, not a curated record. NCBI's taxonomy places the organism in Eukaryota, Metazoa, Chordata, Aves, Passeriformes, Tyrannidae.